CCAGCCCGCCCCCUCUACCCCAGCACUGUUGGCUCUCCUUUCCUUUUUCUCAUUGGGUGUAGUUCUUGAGCAGCUCUUGACUAUGUCUGAAACCGCCCCUGCGGCAUCAAGUACCCUUGUUCCAGCUCCUGUGGAGAAGCCUUCAUCUAAAAGGGGAGGGAAGAAGCCUGGCCUGGCCACUGCUCGCAAACCUCGGGGUUUCUCAGUUUCCAAGUUGAUUCCCGAGGCCCUUUCCAUGUCUCAGGAACGGACAGGAAUGUCCCUUGCUGCCCUGAAGAAGGCCCUGGCUGCGGCCGGCUAUGACGUGGAGAAGAACAACAGCCGCAUCAAGCUGGCCCUCAAGAGACUCGUGAAUAAGGGAGUCCUGGUGCAGACCAAGGGCACCGGCGCCUCCGGCUCCUUCAAGCUCAGCAAGAAGGCGGCUUCUGGGAAUGACAAGGGCAAGGGCAAGAAAUCUGCUUCUGCCAAGGCUAAGAAGCUGGGCUUGUCCAGGGCCUCGAGAUCUCCCAAGAGUAGCAAGACCAAGGUUGUCAAGAAGCCGAAGGCCACGCCUACGAAGGCUUCUGGGAGCAGAAGGAAGACCAAAGGGGCCAAGGGUGUGCAGCAGCGCAAAAGCCCCGCCAAGGCGAGGGCAGCCAACCCCAGCUCUGGGAAGGCAAAGAUGGUCAUGCAGAAGACCGAUCUGAGGAAGACAGCAGGGAGGAAGUAAGUUUCAAG
Molecule: messenger RNA, 717 nt
Organism: Mastomys coucha (southern multimammate mouse)
Lineage: Eukaryota; Metazoa; Chordata; Mammalia; Rodentia; Muridae
Gene: H1-6
Product: H1.6 linker histone, cluster member
Exons: 1
Coding region: 83-709 (208 amino acids)
Biological process (GO): nucleosome assembly
Cellular component (GO): nucleosome
Molecular function (GO): DNA binding; structural constituent of chromatin
Source: RefSeq, a predicted model, not a curated record